AUUCCAAGCCAACCCAGCUGAAGGGGAGGUUUGCUUGCUAUCGCUUGAUUUCCUUUCGUUUCUUCCCGUGUGCCUCGAGGCCGACGGUCGAGGCGGGAUUGCGCAGGCCGAGGUGCGUAGACUGCGUAGCCCAGCCAGGGAGGCCGGAGUUCGUAAAUCUAGCGUCCCUUGCAAGACUCUCGAAGAACGUAGCGCGUGGAUGAUCGCUUCGAUUUUCCAUUUUUCCCCUAAUUGGCUCAGCAUCUUACAUUCGUUCUUUCCUCCCGAGAGAGCCCUGCCUCCGUUUUUCGUGUGCACUUGCUCUCCUCCCCGAGAAUCUCAAUCAUCCCCCCGGUCAAGAAUCGGUAGCCACAGGGAGAGCCUGUUCAAGAGUUUUCCUGCCUGCUAGCUUGGCGGGGCCACGCUCGGGGCUUCUGUUGUCAUGUGUCCUCAACGAAGCGAAAACGUCAGUUUGCAUGCACUAACUCCAUCUUUCUUCCGUUUUUGCAAACUUUUUUUACCCACCUUUUUUUAAGCUGGUUGACGUCGUGUGCCAGCCGCACCUUAAGCCCCGCUUCUAGCCCCUGUCCCGGGCGCUCUCGACCGCUGGUUGGCCCCGGGCCUUCCAGGUAGUACAUCUCCAACGGAGGCUUGUACCAGGAGAAUUUAGUUACGUUUUUGUUCAAAAUGGCGAUUCUGCGGUCAGGGAUCGCCGUGGCGACACUCUGUGUCGCCCUGGGUUUCACUUCCCAAAGAGGCGUUGUAGCAGAAACAUGCCCUGCCAGGUUCACUGCCUGGACGUACUGCGGCGGCCAAAACGCCAUGCAGGAACGCCACAACGUCGCUUGCGCGAACAUCGUUGAGUCUCGCGAAUGCGAAAAGCCACAGUCAUGCGGUGACUUCACCGAAUGGGUCCCGAGCGUCGCGAACUGCCGUGAAGGCCAGAUGCAACAGCGCCACCGUGAGGGUUGCGAAAACCACGUCGAACGCCGCAUGUGCACCAGCCCAGAAUGCGUCGGCAAGUGGACCGAAUGGACAUACUGCAACUCCAAGGGCAUUCAGCAACGCCACAACGCGAGCUGCCAUGUUGUCGAAAUCCGCGGGUGUGGCGAUGUCCCAGAAGGCUGCGGCGAGUUCGGGCCGUGGUCUCCGCCACUCGACGAUUUCAACAACUGCAAGCACGGCGUGGUGUACCGCCGCAAGCGUGAAGGGUGCGACCUUGAAGAAGUUCGCAUGUGCCCCAAGUUCGACUGCAGCGCAUGCUCACCGAAUGCAGACUGCAACAAGGCCGACUCGGUGUGCACAUGCCGCGAGGGCUACGAGGGCGACGGUCUGACCUGCGAGCCUGUGAACCCAUGCAAGAACCACAACUGCUCAGAGCAUGCAGUCUGCUUCGCCGACGGUCUCCAGGCGAAGUGCAGAUGCGAGAAGGGGUACGACGGCAAGGAAGGUGCAGGCACCCAGGACGACCCCUGCAUCGACCGCGACGAAUGCGCCACCAACACGCACCAGUGCCCAGCUCACUCGACAUGUCGCAACACCGAGGGUAGCUACGACUGCGACUGCAAGACAGGCUACGCCAUGUCCGAGACUGGCAGCUGCGAAGACGUCAACGAGUGCGCCACCGAAAACUCCUGCCCCGAGAACUCGUCUUGCGUCAACACCGCCGGUUCGUUCGAGUGCGUCUGUAACGAGGGCUUCCGCAUGAAUGCCGAAACGCAGCAGUGUGAAGACAUCGACGAGUGCGCAGAGGAAGGCGGCUGCAGUGCCAACGCCACCUGCACCAACAGCGUGGGCAGCUACAGCUGCUCCUGCCCCGAGGGUUACAAGGGUGAGGGAACUCGAGAUUCCCCUUGCAACAAGAUCGACUACUGUGGCGAGGGUCUGCACGACUGCGGUGAGCACGCGACCUGCCGGAAUGAGGCUGUCGGCUUCACCUGCAUCUGCGACGCCGGCUACACGGGACUUGGCAAGGUCAGCAGCCCGUGUGUAGACAUUGACGAGUGCGACAGGGAACACCCUACGCACGAUUGCGACAGCAACGCCACCUGCACCAACACCGAGGGCUCCUUCACCUGCGCUUGCAACACCGGGUACACGGGCGAAGGCCGCGGCGCCGACACCUGCACAGAGAUCGACGAGUGCGCCGAUGGCACUGCCAACUGCGCCGCCGAAGCCACAUGCACGAACACACCUGGCUCGUUCAAGUGUACCUGUCUGGAGGGCUACUCCGGCGACGGCUUCACGUGCUCCGACAACGACGAGUGCCAGCAAGAACCUGCGCCGUGCCACCAGUCUGCAACUUGCCAGAACACCCCCGGCAGCUUCACUUGCGCGUGCAACGCCGGCUUCCGCGGCGACGGCCAUACCUGCGGCGACAUCGACGAGUGCGCGGAAGACCCAAAUGCAUGCGGUGCACACGCAGUGUGUCGCAACACCGUCGGCAGCUUCUCUUGCAACUGCGAGGAGGGGUACGGCAACCUCGACGAACACCGCGCUUGCCACGAUAUCAAUGAAUGUGAGGCCGAGCCCGAGAGGAUCCCGCCGAACGCGACAUGCGUGAACACCGACGGUUCCUUCGAGUGGUCUUGCAACGCCGGCUACGAACAUGUCGGCUCCCAGUGCCAGAAAAUCAACUUCUGCGCUCGCGGCUUCUGCUCGCCGCACGCCAGCUGCCAGGAAGUGAGUAACGGCACCAGCUACGAGUGUACCUGCCAGCCCGGCUACGUCGGCGACGGUGUCGGCCCUGAGGGUUGCGCGGACCGGGACGAGUGUCAGACGGAGAACCACUGCUCGACGGACGAGAACGGUGGCAUCUGCACCAACACUGAAGGGAGCUACACAUGCAGCUGCAAGGAAGGGUACAGACAACUCGCGGACGGCACCUGCGAGGACAUCGACGAAUGCGCCAGCGGCCACGAAUGCCACGAAAGCGCAACAUGCCACAACACUGCCGGGUCAUACACGUGCUCCUGCAACCCCGGCUUCAGCGGCGACGGCCACGAGUGCGCGGACAUCAACGAGUGCGAGACGAACGCGCAUGACUGCGGGAGCCACACGACCUGCGAGAACACAGUUGGCAGCUUUGUGUGCAACUGCAAAGAGGGCUUCGUCCACUCCGACGAGAAGACCUGCCGUGACGUCGACGAGUGCGCGGAGAACAAGCACGACUGCUCAGUCCACGCGACGUGCAACAACACCGAGGGCUCGUUCGAGUGCAGCUGCAAGGCAGGCUUCGAGGGCAACGGCAAGGAGUGCAGCGACAUCCAGUUCUGCUCCGCCGGUCGCAGUGACUGCGCGGCGAACGCUGACUGUGCCGAGAACGAGGCCGGCACCGACUACGCUUGCUCUUGCCACGCUGGAUACAGAGGCAGCGGUCACACGAGCAAGGGCGCAGCCGACGGGUGCGUUGACAUCGACGAGUGUACCGAGGGCGUCGACACCUGCCCCCGCCAAGGAGGCCGAUGCGUAAACACCCCGGGGUCCUACAGAUGCGAAUGUGAAGAGGGAUACACCUACACCACGAAAGAGGACGGUACUGUUGAGUGCGUGGAUAUCAACGAGUGUGGCGUAUCAGAGAUGAACACCUGCGCCUCGAAGGCGAAUGGCGGCGUCUGCACCAACACCAUGGGGUCGUACACCUGCUCUUGCCUCCCGGGCUACACACCGUCUGAUGACGGGCGCGUCUGCACAGACAUCGACGAAUGCGCGACUGAGAACGGCGGCUGCUCAGAGCACUCGCAAUGUCGCAACCUCCCCGGCAGCUACGAAUGCGUCUGCGACGCUGGCUACGAGAAGGUCGAGGGCUCGGAGCACCUCUGCCAAGACAUCGACGAGUGCGCUGCCGGAACUGCAACCAUCCCCAACAACAGCAACUGUGUGAACACUGCAGGGAGCUACGAGUUUGCAUGCAAGCCCGGCUUCGAGCACAAGGAUAACGCCUGCUCGAAGAUCGACUACUGCGGCCGGGGCGGCUGCAACUCUCUGGCGACUUGCGAGGAAACCGCUGAUGGCACCGACUACGUCUGCACAUGUCCCAAGGGAUUCGUCACUCAAAAUGAAGGCCGUGGGGCUGACGGAUGCACAGACGUCGAUGAGUGCGCGGAGAACGGAUGCGCAGCCUAUGGCAGCGAGGGGGUCAUUUGUGAGAACACUCCCGGCAGCUUCAACUGCUCUUGCGCCAACGGCUACCUCCUGAACAACGGCGUCUGCGAAGAAAUCGACGAAUGCGCGGGCUCCAGCUCGAACACCUGCGCUGACGAAGGAGGCAUUUGCACCAACACCCCCGGAUCGUACACUUGCAGCUGCAAGCCUGGAUACGACCAGCAGGGCCACGACUGUGUGGACAUCAACGAAUGCACCACCCAAGAGCCUUGCGGCGACAACGCGGAUUGCGAGAAUACCUCUGGCUCGUACAUCUGCAAAUGCAAGGCCGGUUUCGAGAUGAGGGACAACCAAUGCGUUGACAUCGACGAGUGUGCGACCAACACCAACGAGUGCCACAACCACAGAGGCCGUUGCAUCAACACCCACGGAUCGUACACCUGCGAGUGCAUUGCCGGAUUCAUUGGUGAUGGCAAGAUUUGCAUCAACAAGAACGAGUGCCAGAGCGGCGACUUCGAGUGCGGGCCAAACUCUCACUGCGUCGACACCGAAGGUUCGUACAAGUGCGACUGCAACAGUGGCUACAAGCAGGAUCCGGAGAACCCAGACAGCUGCAUCGACAGGGACGAAUGCGAGAUCGAGGGUGCCUGCGACGAGAAUGCGGACUGCACCAACUUGCCGGGAAGCUUCAGCUGCACUUGCCGCGCUGGCUACCGCCAGGAAGGAGAGCUUUGCGUGAAGAUGAACCUCUGCGCAGACGAUGAGAACGGCGGCUGCUCACCCCACGCGGACUGCGAGCACCUCGACAAGAUCGUCUGCACUUGCAGACCUGGCUACGAAGGCGACGGCAUCACCUGCACGGACAUCGACGAGUGCGCCCUGAAUACCGACAACUGCGACUCGCACGCCACUUGCGAGAACACCGACGGCAGCUACCACUGCGCCUGCGGCUCGGGCUUCACCGGCGACGGCUUCACCUGCGAGGACAUCAAUGAAUGCGAGACCGGCGAGCACGAGUGCGACUCGAACGCGACCUGUGAGAACAUCGUCGGCUCCUACAGCUGCCACUGCCCCACGGGCUUCGCCGGCGACGGCAGGAGUUGCUCGCCCGUUGAAGUCGUGCCUGGCCAGGAAUCUUGCAACCACUGGAGUGCAUUCACUCGCUGCGAUCCCGAGACUCACCUCAGCAGCCGCUACUGUGUGGACCUCCCAGACAAGGUUGAGUCGAUCACCUGCGAAGUCGGCUCCCUGCCCCAGCCCCCGACUGUCGCCCCCGGCGAGGGUGGUGAGGAAGACGGCAACGCAUGCGGACCGUGGGGUCCGUGGAGCCCGUGUCCCGGCGAAGGAAACAACAUGAGCACCCGCCGGAGAGAAGACACCGAGAGCGAGGCGUGCGUCAACCAAGUCGAAACCAUGGAGUGCCCAACUCAGGCUGGGCAAGCAUGCGGCAACUAUGGUGCCUUCUCCGACUGUGGAGUGCCUCUUCGCGGCUUCGCCAUGGCCUUCCCCGAGAACUGCCCAGAGCUCGUGGCCUUCGCCGCCUGCGAUGCUCCCGCGCCUCCCCAAGAGGACCGCUGCCAUUCUUUCUCGGCCUGGUCCAAGUGCACACACAUACCCGGCACUACUCUGUACGAGCAGACGCGCUCCUGCGAUGGCAUGGAUUUGACCGAGUCCCGCUUCUGCACUCCCGACGAUGAGGUCGGCUCGGACGUUUCCACUGACGUCGCUUCCGAAUGCGGUUCCCUCGGCGAGUUCGGCGAGUGUGUGAACGGCCUUCAGGAGAGAAGCUACUCGGACUGCCCCGAUCAUAAAGAAGUCCGUCAGUGCUCUGACGAAUCCUGCUCUGCCUUCGGCGAGUGGUCACCCUGCGGGGAACCCCAGCAAGGCCUGCGUAUCCGCAAGAGACGUGCAUGCGACAACGUGCACUGCGCCUGUGUCGAGGCCGAGGUCUGCGGCGAUGCCACCCCAGAGAUUGAGGAGGAAGAAGGCGAACAUUUCCCCCCUGAAGAAGGCGAGGUCUUGCCUCCAUAUGAAGAGGGUCCUGGUGAGGGUGAGCUUCUUCCUCCCGAGGAGGAGAUCCCUGAAGGAGAACAUGUUCCUGAGGAGGAAAUCCCUGAAGGAGAACAUGUUCCUGAGGAGGAAAUCCCUGAAGGAGAACAUAUUCCUGAAGAGCUCCCAGAAGGCGAGCAUGUUCCUGAGGAGGAAAUCCCUGAAGGAGAACAUGUUCCUGAGGAGGAAAUCCCUGAAGGAGAACAUAUUCCUGAAGAGCUCCCAGAAGGCGAGCAUGUUCCUGAGGAGGAAAUCCCUGAAGGAGAACAUGUUCCUGAAGAGGAAAUCCCUGAAGGAGAGCAUAUUCCUGAGGAGCUCCCUGAAGGAGAGCAUGUUCCUGAAGAAUUCCCUGAAGGAGAGCAUAUUCCUGAGGAGCUCCCUGAAGGCGAGCAUAUUCCUGAAGAGUUCCCUGAAGGAGAGCAUAUUCCUGAGGAGCUCCCUGAAGGCGAGCAUGUUCCUGAGGAGGAGAUCCCUGAAGGAGAGCAUAUUCCUGAAGAGUUCCCAGAAGGCGAGCAUGUUCCUGAGGAGGAAAUCCCUGAAGGAGAACAUAUUCCUGAGGAGGAGUUCCCUGAAGGAGAGCAUGUUCCUGAGGAGGAGAUCCCUGAAGGAGAGCAUGUUCCUGAGGAGGAGCUCCCUGGAGGAGAACUUAUUCCUGAGGAGGAAAUCCCUGAAGGAGAGCAUAUUCCUGAAGAGCUCCCUGAAGGAGAGCAUGUUCCUGAGGAGGAGAUCCCUGAAGGAGAACAUGUUCCUGAAGAGGAAAUCCCAGAAGGCGAGCAUGUUCCUGAGGAGGAGAUCCCUGAAGGAGAACAUGCUCCAGAGGAAGAGACUCCUGCACCUGAGGAGACCGAAAAGGAGGAGGAAGAAGGCGUUCCAGUCGCAGCGAUUGCCGGUGGUGUCGUCGGAGGUGUGUUGCUCAUUGCUGGUGGUGCAGGUGCUGCCGUGUACGCAUCCCAAGGUGGCGUUGAAGCAGCUGAAGACGAAGUGAUGUUUGAGAGCGAAGAAGACGGAACCCAGGCUGGCGAGAACCGCGAGAGCGAGACGGUCAUUGAGAUCGAAGAUGACGCAUGGGCAGACAUGGACUAAAGUAGACUAGUAGUCUGUGUGGGCACAUGCAGGCGUGCGACAAAACCGUGAUCGCGAGGUAUUCUGUGUUACGGGCGGAGCGUCUGCGGCUGUCCUUCGAAGGGGAGGCGGCGUGACACUCUGAGCUAGGUACCAGACGAACGCAGCCAUUUGUGUCCGUCCGCUCUUUCUUGAUCACGUGCCAUUUUAUUUUACGUUUUCCACUGGUGUAUCUUUUCCAGCAGCUUAUAUAUAGGCUGCCGCAGCUUCGUGUGUCACAAGCCGCUGUAGACAGUAAGCCUACUGCGGCCUCCUUGUGGAAAGCCGUUUUCCCCAGAGUUUCCUGUUUUCCUUCCCUCCGCGUGCCAUCUUGUUUUUCGCCCGCGCGGAUGUGUUAAUGCGAUAAAUAACUAAUGAAGCAAGGUUAUGAACAGCUUCGUGAGCUAUAUUCCCAGCCUCCGGCACUGCUUUCCUGUUGUCAACAAAGCGGCGCCACCUGGCCUUCGGCCCGCUUUAAAUUUAAACCGUAACUAAGCC
Molecule: messenger RNA, 7731 nt
Organism: Toxoplasma gondii ME49
Lineage: Eukaryota; Apicomplexa; Conoidasida; Eucoccidiorida; Sarcocystidae
Gene: MIC12
Product: microneme protein MIC12
Exons: 8
Coding region: 667-7215 (2182 amino acids)
Molecular function (GO): calcium ion binding
Source: RefSeq, a predicted model, not a curated record